UGCCGGCUGGGUUCUGCAGGCAGUUGGAAGCCGGAGCUGCGGCGCAGGACCGAAGAGGUUAACGCGCAUCUGCCUCCGAAUGUUAAUGUGUCUAGGUGAUGUCAGUGGGAGCCGGGGAAGAAGGGUGGGGAGAGCGGCGGGGAUCGCAGGCGGCGGAGACUGCCGGGCGGCCAGGAAGACCCCUCUUCCGGACUGCGGGGCUCCGGGGGCCCGGGCUCGGGACUGGCGCGGGAGGCUGCGGCAGCCUGCGUGGGCGGACGGGCGCUGGCACCCGCGGCGCGGCGGGAUGGACCUGGAAGCCUCGCUGCUGCCCACCGGCCCCAAUGCCAGCAACACCUCGGAGAGCCCGGAUAACCUCACCGCGGCCGGGCUGCCUCCUCGCACAGGGAGCAUCUCCUACAUCAACAUCAUCAUGCCUUCAGUGUUCGGUACCAUCUGCCUCCUGGGCAUUGUUGGAAACUCCACAGUCAUCUUCGCGGUGGUGAAGAAGUCCAAGCUGCACUGGUUCAGCAAUGUCCCCGACAUCUUCAUCAUCAACCUCUCGGUGGUGGACCUCCUCUUCCUGCUGGGCAUGCCCUUCAUGAUCCACCAGCUCAUGGGCAAUGGGGUCUGGCACUUCGGCGAGACCAUGUGCACCCUCAUCACGGCCAUGGACGCCAACAGUCAGUUCACCAGCACCUACAUCCUGACCGCCAUGGCCAUUGACCGCUACCUGGCCACCGUCCACCCCAUCUCCUCCACCAAGUUCCGGAAGCCCUCUGUGGCCACCUUGGUGAUCUGCCUCCUCUGGGCCCUAUCCUUCAUCAGUAUCACCCCCGUGUGGCUCUAUGCCAGGCUGAUCCCCUUCCCAGGGGGCACCGUGGGCUGCGGCAUCCGCCUGCCCAACCCAGACACUGACCUCUACUGGUUCACCCUGUACCAGUUUUUCCUGGCCUUUGCCCUGCCCUUCGUGGUCAUCACGGCCGCCUAUGUGAGGAUCCUGCAGCGCAUGACAUCCUCCGUGGCCCCCGCGUCUCAACGCAGCAUCCGGCUGCGGACAAAGAGGGUGACCCGCACGGCCAUCGCCAUCUGCCUGGUCUUCUUCGUGUGCUGGGCGCCCUACUACGUGCUUCAGCUGACCCAGCUAUCCCUCAGCCGCCCGACGCUCACUUUUGUCUAUCUGUACAACGCAGCCAUCAGCUUGGGCUAUGCCAACAGCUGCCUCAAUCCCUUUGUGUACAUCGUGCUCUGUGAAACGUUCCGGAAACGCCUGGUCCUGUCGGUGAAGCCUGCUGCCCAGGGGCAGCUCCGCGCCGUCAGCAAUGCCCAGACAGCUGAUGAGGAGAGGACAGAAAGCAAGGGCGCCUGACGCUUCCCCCGCCACCCUGGGCACCUCCGCGUCAGGACUCCACAGGAGACCAUGGGAGAGACGCUGAGAGCAACCCAAGACUGCUCUGGGAGGUUGUAGGCAGGCGGGGUGGGGAGCGGUGGUCACAGACCACUGGGGAGGCUUGGCGCCAGGUUUGGGGGCUCCAAGCACCAGGAAUCUCCUUCCGAGAGCUGGAUGGACCUUCGGGUUGAACAGACACUGAGCAGGAAGACUGGUUUAAGUGUUCACUACACCUGCUAGCUCCCAAAUGUCUUUUUUCCCAAGAGGAGAAGUAGAAGGCUUCUGGCCAGAUUUGUUUAAGAUCAGGCAGGGCUCGGGUGUGCGCAGUGGUACGGCACAGGGCCCUGGGGAGAUGGGAGAGGUGAUAGAGCCUCAACGCCCUUUCCUCUCUCUCAUGGGUAGGAUGGAAGGCAGCCUUUCUCCCAAGCUGGAGGAUGAUGAAGAAUAAAGCAUGCGGGCUCUCUGGA
Molecule: messenger RNA, 1836 nt
Organism: Odocoileus virginianus texanus
Lineage: Eukaryota; Metazoa; Chordata; Mammalia; Artiodactyla; Cervidae
Gene: MCHR1
Product: melanin concentrating hormone receptor 1
Biological process (GO): neuropeptide signaling pathway
Cellular component (GO): neuron projection; plasma membrane
Molecular function (GO): neuropeptide binding; melanin-concentrating hormone receptor activity
Source: RefSeq, a predicted model, not a curated record